Messenger RNA from Rotaria socialis, 1899 nucleotides. The record is from the annotation of a GenBank genome assembly. NCBI's taxonomy places the organism in Eukaryota, Metazoa, Rotifera, Eurotatoria, Philodinida, Philodinidae.
AUGACUCGUUCUUUAUUUUUAUCGCCAUCUGAUAGAAUAUCAAGCGGUAUAAAACGCGACACUGUACCCUUACUAAAUUUGCCAUUUGAUGAUUUACAGAAUAAUGUAGAUGCAACAUCAACUCCCACAGUUGUAAUUGAACAGCCGCCAUCGACAAGAGCAUCCAAUGGAAGUUGUUCCCAUGAUUACGGUACACAUUUACGAGCCAAAUUGCGAUUCUUUUUAAUGUCACCAUGCUGGAAAUGGCAUGUGAAACGACAAUGUCCAUGGAAAGCAUGGUUUCAAUUUAUUAAAAUUUUAAUUUUAACCUCACAGUUAUAUGUUUUUGGUAUUGAAAGAGAAACACAUGUGAUGUAUUUAUCUGAAAGUAAUAUAACAUUUCAUCAUUUAUUUGUCCGUGGUUGGAGUUCCGAAGAUGAAACAUUGCCAUAUCCAAGAGCAUCGGGCGAUUUUGCUGUUUAUACUCAUCAAGAUUUCAUGGAUUCAAUCAAUUAUGCUGUAAAACGAUUCGAUAAUGUGACAGAUAUAUCAUUAGGCUUAUUUGACUAUCAUGACCAUUCAACAGACAAAUCAUCGAGAUCAUAUUCAGAAUCAACUGGACGUUUGGUUAAUGUAUGUUUAAAUCGUUUUAAAACAUGCCGCAUUGAUCCAGCUACCCAUACUUACGUAUUAGAUUCGCAUACUGAAAAUAUUUGUUUUGCUAUUAAUGCAUCAAAUGAUUUUGAUUUCGAAAAAUAUUUAUUAAGAGUGCAUAAUGAAACAAUAAAUUAUUGUGGGCUGAAUUUAUUAACAAUUGAAUUCAGUUUACAUGCUGUUCAAAUUAAAAAUCAAAAACCGUUUAGUCUACCUGAUUGUUAUCAUUUUUUAAUCAAAAUAGUAUUUGAUAAUAAUGUUCGAACAGGAAAAAUUCUUCAACAUCUUAAUUCAGAAGCAUACUUUCGUACGUGUAAUCAAAAAGUGGUACAACAGAAUGCAAGUUUUAGUUUAAUUCGUCGUAAUUUAUUAAUUACUUUGGACUGUAUGGUUUUAUUUAUAAGUGUUAUUUCAUUUAUUCUUUGUGCACGAUCAUUAUGGUUUGGACAUUGUUUAUGUAAAGAAGUUCGCCGAUAUUAUUCUCGAGAACGGUCUAAUGAGAGUCCAUUAACUUGGAGUGAUAUACAAAUUUUUUAUUCUUUCUGGUAUUUUCUUAUGAUAAUAACAGAUCUAUUGGUUAUACCAGGAACAAUUAUUAAAAUUGCAAUUUUAUUUAAAACGAUUGAUUUAUAUAAUGCAGCCGGUUUAUUACUUGGUUUAAGUAGUUUAUUUUCUUGGUUUUGUAUUCUACGUUAUUUAUCAUUCUUCCCUAAAUAUAAUCUAUUAUUUGAAACAGCUCAAAAAGCCUUACCAUUAAUUCUUCGAUUUCUUUUAUGUUCAUUUAUUAUUUAUUGUGGAUUUAUGUUUUGUGGAUGGAUUGUACUAGGUCCUUAUCAUACUAAAUUUCGAACUUUAUCAACAACGUUUGAAACAUUGUUUGGAUUAAUUAAUGGCGAUGAUAUGUACGCUACAUAUGCUAAUAUAGAAACCGAAUCGGUUUAUGUAUGGCUGUUCUCAAAAAUAUAUUUAUAUUCAUUUAUAUGCUUAUUCAUUUAUGUUGUAUCAAGUUUAGUUAUUGCUUUGAUUAUUGAUGGAUAUGAUACAGUUAAAAAAUAUUAUACAGAUGGGUUUCCAAAGAGUCGUUUACAAAAAUUUAGUGAAGAAAAUCUUCCUCAACGAUCAAAUCAAAACGAUUGGCAAACUUUAACAACAGCAAUCGGUGCACGAUCCGUGUGUUUUCCAUGUUGUUUCAAAACUCCACAAAGCUUAAAAGAUAUGAUAACAGCCGAUACUUAUCUUGCAAGACACGUCAAUGUAUUUAGUUAA